AUGAAUAAUAUUAAAAAAUAUUUUUUUGAUGAUUAUUUGGAUUCAAAUAUUUAUUUAAAAACUAAAGUUACCAAAUCUAAUAGUAAAAUUUAUAAUACUUUGUAACCUCAAAAAUUUAAAUAAUAAUCAGAGGUUUUUACAAACAUAAACUACACUGAUUAUAAUAAAUUAAUUAUUUAAGCAGAGUAAAAACUUUAUGAAGAAUGGUUGGAUUCCUAAGAAAUCUGGAACAUUAUCAAAAAAUUUACUUUUAGAAUUAUAAUUACAGAGUAAUAAUUAGAGUAGCAAUAUUUUUAACAUUUAGGAUUAUUGUUAUUACAAUUUUCUUUUCUUAAUUUGACUUAUGAUAUCAUCUUAUCAGGAUAGUUCAAAGCGAUAUUUUUAAAACAAAAAUAGGAUUAUUUAUCUGUAAAUCUUCUAGAUUCAAUUUUACAUGCUGUAAAUGGUAAAUGCAAAAAGGAUUUUAUUAUAGUUGAUGAAGAAAUUUAGCACAAAAAUGAUUUUAUAUUAUUAUUUACAAAAUAAUUAUUGGAAAUGUCAAAUAAAUGUAAAGAGGAAUUAUUAGAUGAAGGGUUUACUUCAAUUAUUCAAAUAUAGGACAAAUUUGAUUAUAAUAUUAUCAACAUUGAAAAUGGUCAAACAAUCAGUAAUUCAAAAAAUUUAAUAGAAUUGUUAAAUCAAAUUGUAGAGAAUUAAAAAAUAAGGACAGAAAAAAUAGUCUAAAAAUUGUUGGACGAGGCAGAAGAAAUUAAAAAAACUUCUGAAUUUGAAUCCCAACUUGACUCUAAAGAAGCAAAUGAUAUUAAAGCAUUGCUGGAAGUAAGUAAAUUUACGAAGUAUUCUUUAUCUUCAAAAGGAACUACAAUAGAUAUAAAAGGCAUCAUCAAAUUCUUUUGCACAAAUGGAACUGCUAGGGAUAUAAUGAAGAAAAAAAAUAAAGGAGGAAAGUCUUUUUAUCUUUUUUAGAUUGUUUUAGAUUUAAGUUAGAUUGAAAAGGAAACCCUAUAAUAAAUUCUAUUACCAUUUUUAUUUUAAUUUAUCGAAAUAUGUAAGUAAUGUUCACUUGUAUGCAAUUUAAUGAUUUUAAAUCAUACUCAAAAUAUUAUCAAGUAAAAUUUUUCUACUUCCUGGACUGAUUAGGAAUAAACCUUAUUAAUAUAAAGCCUAAUUGAUUAAUGUAAUAAGGUGCCAUUAAAUGAUAAUCACAAUAAAUUUUAGUUAGUACUUGAUCAAUUUGAAAGAUUUAGCCAAUAUAAAAAAUAUUUGAUUUUUAUUAAUCACUCUUUUUAUAACUAUCCAUUUCAUAAACUUUAAAUACAACUAAAUAUGGCUUAGCAAAUGCAAAUAAAAGUAGUUUCGUUGGGACUUGAUAUAAAAAAAUAUAUCAAUCGUUCAGUAGAUGGUGUUAUUCAAUAUCCCCUCAUUCAAUCAAAUAAUGCAAACCUAAUUAUAACAAAUUUGCUGUAGAAAGUAUAUGAGGGUGUGGAUGUUGAUGGGUCCUUUGAGUUCUUUGAAAAUAUUGAAAAAUAUCCAAAGACACUCGAUCUUUAGGAAAUUACUUCAGAAGAUAAAUAAAGUAAUUGCUAUUUGAAUAAAUAUUUCAAUUAUGUAAAAUGUGAAGAUUCCAAUAAAGAUUCCGAUUAAGAUUAAUAAUUAGUUAGACUUAACAAAUUAGAUUUGUUGUUAAACUUGCUAGUUAAGUUCAAAGAAUUUCAAGAUUGUUUUAUAAAAUAAUAGAGUGAUUCUCUAAAAUAAUUGGGUUAGAAUACAUGA
Molecule: messenger RNA, 1773 nt
Organism: Paramecium tetraurelia
Lineage: Eukaryota; Ciliophora; Oligohymenophorea; Peniculida; Parameciidae
Exons: 1
Source: RefSeq, a predicted model, not a curated record